Molecule: messenger RNA, 978 nt
Organism: Mycotypha africana
Lineage: Eukaryota; Fungi; Mucoromycota; Mucoromycetes; Mucorales; Mycotyphaceae
Product: ATP adenylyltransferase-domain-containing protein
Exons: 4
Coding region: 1-978 (325 amino acids)
Biological process (GO): nucleotide metabolic process
Molecular function (GO): ATP binding; ATP:ADP adenylyltransferase activity
Source: RefSeq, a predicted model, not a curated record
AUGUCAUUUUUGCAAGAAGUCGAAGCUAAGUUUAACGCUGCUAAAGAAAGCGAAGAUUUGAUCUCUUUCAAUACUACAGAGGUUGAGAAAGAAUGUGAUAAAAUCAAGUUCUUAAUCACUUUAGUACCUGGUCUUUCACAAAAAAAGAACGAGGAAAAAGAAAAGAAUAAGGACAAAGAAAACAGCAAUCCUUUUUUGAAUCCCAACCCUAAAUUGUUCGUUAAGGAACUUGAUCAACAUAAUCUUCUUUUGAAUAAAUUCUCAGUUGUACCCAACCAUUUGCUCAUUACCACGAAAGAAUUCCAUAAGCAAUCCGAUCCUCUUUUACCAAAUGAUAUAUAUGAAGCUUUCAAAAUCAUUCAAAACUUCGGUUCAGUACCCUCUCUUGCAUUUUACAACUGCGGUUCUGAAUCAGGUGCAAGUCAAGGCCACAAGCAUCUUCAAGUCAUUCCUUUGAAGAACGAAGGUGCUCAACCACCAAUUAAAGCCCUCUUCGACCUCAUCGGCGACCGCCAAAUUGGCCAAAUUUACGCCUUGAAUAGACUCCCUUUCGUGCACGUUAUUAUCCCCCUUGACCACAACACUAUUCAAACCAAGGCUAACACUAAAGAAACCCUCACUGAUUAUUUGGCCGAAACCUUCUUUGGCCUUUUGGAUGCCAUGAUUCAGCAAUUACGUGAAAACGACAGCCCAAUGACUAUGUCUUACAAUUUCUUAUUGACUCAAGACUUUAUGAUGCUCGUACCUCGUUUAAAAGAGGUAGCUACUAUUGAGCAUGAAGGAAAGAAAUACGAUUUCUCACUUAAUUCUUUGGCUAUUGCUGGUUUGAUGCUGUGUAAAUCCGACGAAGAAUUGAAGGCUCUCGAAGCUCAAGACAAUUUAGUGGAUAUUUUGACCCAAGUAACCGUUCCUUUGAAUCCUGUAGCUGAGAGAUUGAAAGCAGAGAGAAGCCAGGCCGAGGAAGCCGAUUUAGCUUAG